Molecule: messenger RNA, 4450 nt
Organism: Meriones unguiculatus (Mongolian gerbil)
Lineage: Eukaryota; Metazoa; Chordata; Mammalia; Rodentia; Muridae
Gene: Atp8b3
Product: ATPase phospholipid transporting 8B3
Exons: 25
Coding region: 8-4249 (1413 amino acids)
Biological process (GO): Golgi organization; phospholipid translocation
Cellular component (GO): plasma membrane
Molecular function (GO): ATP binding; ATP hydrolysis activity; magnesium ion binding
Source: RefSeq, a predicted model, not a curated record
CACCAACAUGGAAGAUGACCACCUUGAGGGGGAUGUAGAAGACAAAGACACAGAGUUCACCUGGGAGGUGAAGGCCAACGACAGCGCCUACCACAAGCAGUGCAAAAAGAAGGGCUUCCUGUGCUGGAGGCAGAAGAAGUACAAGAGCAACGCCAUCCACACAGCCAAAUACAACUUCUUCUCCUUCCUGCCUCUGAACCUGUUCGAGCAGUUCAGUCGUGUGUCCAAUCUCUACUUCCUUUUCAUCAUCAUCCUGCAGAGCAUCCCUGAGAUCUCCACGCUGCCCUGGUUCACGCUCUUCGCACCCCUGAUCUGCCUGCUCACUAUCCGGGCUACCCGUGACCUGGUGGAUGAUAUCGGUCGACACAGGAGUGAUAAGGUCAUCAACAACAGGCCGUGUCAGAUCCUGAGGGGGAAGAGUUUCCUGUGGAAGAAAUGGAAGAAUCUGUAUGUGGGCGAUGUGGUGCGUCUCAGAAAAGACAACAUAGUCCCAGCCGACCUGCUUCUGCUGGCCAGCACAGAGCCCAGUAGCCUGUGCUACGUGGAGACUGCAGACAUUGAUGGGGAGACCAACCUGAAGUUCAGACAGGCUCUGACAGUCACGCACCUCGAACUCACUAGCCCGAAAAAGAUGGCUUCCUUCCACGGUGUGGUGACCUGUGAGGAACCCAACAGCCGGAUGCAUCACUUCGUGGGGAGCCUGGAGUGGAACAGCAGGAAGUACCCGCUGGGCAUCGGAAACCUCCUCCUGCGAGGCUGCAAGGUCCGCAACACGGACACCUGCUACGGCUUGGUCAUCUACGCUGGUUUAGAUACAAAGAUCAUGAAGAAUUGUGGCAAGAUUCACUUGAAGAGGACCAAGCUGGACCUGCUGAUAAACAAAUUCGUUGUCCUGAUCUUCAUGUCCCUGGUGAUCACGUCCUUGUUGCUAACAAUGGGCUUCACCUUCAUAAUGAAAGAACUCAAAGACAAACAUUUUUACCUGUCGGUACUGUUCAUGCGCUCGGAGGCCAGGGAGUCCUCCUUCAUUUUCUGGGGCUUCCUCAUUUUGCUCAGCGUCAUGGUCCCCAUGUCCAUGUUCAUCAUCGCUGAGUUCAUCUACUUAGGGAACAGCUUCUUCAUCAACUGGGACCUCAGCAUGUACUACGAGCCCCGGGACAUGCCGGCCAAGGCCCGCAGCACCAGCCUCAAUGACCAGCUGGGCCAGGUGCAGUACGUCUUCUCAGACAAGACCGGGACACUGACACAGAACAUCAUGACCUUCAAGAAGUGCUGUAUCAACGGCCGCAUCUACGGUGAUGCCUCCACCCCCCUGCCCCUGCCCCAGCAGAAUCCGUACGCCUGGAACUUGUUUGCUGAUGGCAAAUUCCAGUUCUACAAUAAGGACCUGGAAUUCGCCGUCCGAGGCCAGCUGGACACAGUCGUGCGGGAGUUCUGGCGCCUGCUGGCCAUCUGCCACACUGUAAUGGUACAGGAAAAAGACAGUGAGUGGCCGGGCACCCUUUGUCGCCUCCUGCCCUCGGGGGCCCACCAGCCCAGCCUCUUGGGCUUGGACUCAAGACACAAGAGCCUGAAGGAUGUUCGCCCCGUUGCCCAAGCCCUGUUGGUCCCCAGGUCCUGCCAGGGCCUUGGAGCUGGAGUUAGACCCUGCCCUGAGAUCCCCCCGCCAAGGGGCAAGGUGCUGGGAGGAGGUGGCUUGCCACCCCUUCUCACCCACACAUCUUCCUUGCUCGAUCUGUCAGACCAGCUGCUGUACCAGGCCGCCUCCCCUGACGAGGAGGCCCUGGUCACCGCUGCCCGGAACUUUGGCUACGUGUUUCUGUCUCGGACCCGGGACACCAUCACGCUGAUGGAGUUGGGGGAGGAACGGGUCUACCAGGUUCUGGCCAUGAUGGAUUUCAACAGCGUUCGCAAACGGAUGUCAGUGCUGGUCCGAAACCCAGAGGGCGCCAUCUGCCUCUACACCAAGGGUGCUGACACAGUCAUUUUGGAGCGUCUUCACAGGAAGGGUGCCAUAGAGGCCACCACGGAGGAAGUCUUGGCUGCCUUUGCAGAGCAGACCCUGCGCACCCUGUGUCUGGCCUACAAGGAGGUGACGGAGGACACCUACAAAGAGUGGGAAUCGGAGCACCAGGAGGCCGCCCUCUUGCUGGAGAACCGCGCCCAGGCGCUGCAGCACGUGUAUAACAAGAUGGAACAGAACCUGAAGCUGCUGGGAGCCACGGCCAUUGAAGACAAACUGCAAGACGGAGUUCCUGAGACCAUCAAAUGCCUCAAGAAGGGAAACAUUAAAAUAUGGGUGCUGACCGGGGACAAGACAGAGACGGCGGUGAACAUCGGAUUUGCGUGCCAGCUGCUCUCGGAGAACAUGAUAAUCCUGGAAGACAAGGACAUCAAUCGUUUGCUGGAGAACUAUUGGAACGAAAACUACCAGCAGCGGGCGUUCAAGAUGAUGAGCCACUACAAUAUGGCCUUGGUUAUCAAUGGGGAGUUCUUGGAUCAGCUGCUCCUGUCCUUACGCAAGGAGCCCCGAGCCCUGGUCCAGAAUGCGGUGGUGGAUGAGGCCCCCCAGCAGCUGGGCAUGACCCGCCUAGACUUCCUCCAGGCUCGGAGGAUCUCACAGAUGUGGAAAAACUUUGGGCCCUUCGUGGCCCCAGCCCAGUCGGCCGACUCCAAGACCCAGCAGAGCCCCGAGGUCCUGCGGGAGAGGGCCUUCGUCGACCUGGCCUCCAAGUGCCAGGCUGUCAUCUGCUGCAGGGUGACGCCCAAGCAGAAGGCCCUGGUGGUGGCGUUGGUGAAGAAAUACCAGCAGGUGGUGACGCUGGCCAUCGGAGACGGAGCCAACGACGUGAACAUGAUCAAGACUGCGGACAUCGGCGUGGGGCUGGCUGGUCAGGAGGGCAUGCAGGCCGUUCAGAACAGCGACUACGUGCUGGCCCAGUUCAGCUACCUGCAGCGGCUGCUCCUUGUGCACGGGCGCUUGUCCUACAUGCGGAUCUGCAAGUUCCUGCGUUACUACUUCUACAAGACGGCAGCCAGCAUGAUGACCCAGAUAUGGUUCUCCCUCUUCAACGGCUUCUCUGGGCAGCCCCUGUAUGAAGGCUGGUUCCUGGCCCUCUUUAACCUGCUGUAUUCCACGCUCCCAGUCCUGUACAUUGGUCUCUUCGAGCAGGACGUGACUACUGAGAAGAGCCUGAACAUGCCAGAGCUCUACACGGCUGGCCAGAAAGAGGAGCUGUUCAACUACAGCAUUUUCCUUGGGGCCAUUGCCCACGGCCUCGCCACGUCCCUCAUCAACUUCUUCGUAGCGGUUCUGGUCAGCCAAAACAUGGCCAAGUCUGGCAGCUCCAACGACUACCAGUCCUUUGGGGUUCUGGUGGCAAUAUCUAGCCUGCUGUCCAUCACCCUGGAGGUCGUCCUUAUCAUUAAGUACUGGACGCUCCUGUGUGUGCUCAGCAUCGCGCUGAGCCUCGGCUCCUACGUCAUCAUGACAAGCCUCACGCAGAGCCUGCUGCUCUACAGGAUCUGGCCCCAGACCUUCCAGUUUCUGUUCGCUGAUUACAACGUGCUCAGCCAGCCCUCCAGCCUCCUGGUGAUCACGCUCAGCGUGGUGCUCAACACGCUGCCCGUCCUGGCCUUUCGCACAAUCCAUGAAAUCACCUUGAAACUGCGCCGCAAGGAGGAAGAGGCGGUCCCAAGCGAAGAGAUGGCUGUGGAGCCACCCGUGACGCCUCUUCGUCGUGGGGCCCCAGCCCGCCGGUCCAGCUACGCCUUCUCCCACCGUGAGGGCUACGCAAGCCUCAUUACCCAGGGUACCAUCCUACGCAGGCCCAUGGGCGAGCAGAGCGGAGACACGGCCUGUGAGUCCUUGAACCCGUCCGAGGAAGACCUACCUUCGUUCCGCAAGGAAUCCAUAUUUAACGCACGGAAGCUCUCCAUCCUGGCCAAGAAGAGGCUUCAGCAAUUUGGACGGGGGUCCCAGGAAGAGGUCCACUCCAACAUCAGCUCCCAAAUUACGGCGGAGAGACAGGCCACUCUGCUCCUGGACUGCCACUCCUCUGACAUGAAGAAGCCACCCACCCUAAGCUCCUUAAAGGGGUCUCUUCAGCUGCCGCCGUCGGAGAGCCUGGCCUGCCGCAGGGUGCCGUCGCAGUACGCCCUGGAUGUCGGCUCCUCUCCUCGGAGGGGCCCCCACUGGAAGAGGUCAGCCUCGCCCAGCCAUCUGGAGGUUCCCAGAGAGAAGCCCUGACUUGAGCUGACCAAAAGCCCAUUGCGCAGCGUGACCAUCACCUGCGAGCAGAGGCCGGAGGUGGAGCAGCGUCACCGAGGCUCCAGUGCUUGGAGCCCUGCGGAGCCCUGCCCUGCGGGAGCACAGCCACUCAACAGCCAGCGUCCAGAGACACAAUCGGGCGACAUCCUUGUCUUUUUUAAUAAAACAGGGUCCCUCUGG